AUGUCCGCCGAGGAGCCCCCGCCCGACCUCAAGGGCAAGCUGCGUGCGCUGCCAAAUGCCGUUGGCGAAUACCUGCACUCGAUCCCGGACGACCACCCGCUGCAGAUCGCGCUGCGGACUUACGCGCUGUCGAUCUCCCUCUCGCUCGGGCCUGCGCUGGUGCCGUUUAUGACGAGCCCGAAGGCGCGGAGAGACGGGUGGACGCGUCUGAAGAGGAUAUUGGGACGCGAGUUGGGGGCGACCGGAUUUGCGUUCGCGAUGACCGCGGGUGUAGGCGGCGGCGCGUUCCUGAAGGAAGUAUUCGAUGUUCUCGUGUUGGAGGGGGAGUGCCCGCGUCUGGCGGACGACAGAUCUGUACAUGGAAGCUUACGGGCGAAGGUUAUUGGAUGGCUUGCCUUGUUGAAGGAAUCGCAUCGGACUUUCCUUGCUAACGCCCUUUCGUCCGCCUUGGCGAUCACCCUCUUUCACCGCAGACGUCGUUCACCUGUGUCCACCGGGCCUGGUACCACAUUACCACUCACCCCUCCUCUGUACGGGAGCUCCCCUACCAAGCCCUCGCUGUUUGCAGGCCGCCCUUCCAUCACCCUCGAUCUGACUCUACUGCUCCUGGUACGCGCUAUGGAUGCUCUGUCACAAAUCACCAUACAGAAAGGCUGUGAAGUCUUAGAGAAGAAUGGUGGCGUCGACGGACAGGAGGCCGCACAGAAGCGCAGGCAUCUCCUCAGUAUGCGGCUAGACGCAUUGGUCUUCUGGGCAAGUAGCGCGAGGAUAAUGUGGUGCUUCUUCUACCAGCCAGAAAGGUUACCUCGCUCGUACAACAAAUGGAUCAUGACCGUAGCAAACAUUGACCCGCGCAUCCUCGCCGCCCUGCGAUUGCUCCGCACCGGAGACUGGUCCUACAGGCGGCAUCACUCCGCACAGCCUGACCUCGUCUCCUCACUGUCGCGAGAUCUCGGUUACCCAGCAGCCUGGGGAGAUGUCACUCGCUUGCCCCCAUAUGGCGGGCCCGAGGCUACUGCCGUAUGGAGGGAGAUGGGUGUGAAGGGUCGCGAUGGGAUCGGCGGCAUCCCUUGCGAGCUCGUCCACGCCAAUGCUUCUGGAGGCAGCUGUAGCAAGAACGUCUCCCUCAGAGGAUCGCAGGCGUUUGUCUCUGCUCUGGCAAUAUACCUUCCUGUGCACAUCCUCCCCAUCCUGCUCACCCGCCCGCGCACCCUCCUCCGUCUGUCCAAGCUGGUUCCCAUUCUCCUCGCGGUCCUCCGGAGCGCUACCUUCCUCAGCACAUUCGUCUCAUGUAUCUGGGCCGCGGUCUGCCUCACGCGCACGGUCCUCCUGGCGCGCCUCUUCCCGUGGAUCUCGCACGACGUCUGGGACGGUCACUUCGGGUGUACGUUUGCGGGGAGCCUCGUAUGUGGGGGCAGCAUCUGGAUUGAGCAGGGGCGGAGGAGAGGCGAGAUUGCGCUGUACGUCCUGCCGAGGGCGAUCAGGGCAUGCUUGCCUGAGAGGUGGGUGAGGAGCGGGGCGAAGGGAGUGCAGUGGGGUGAACGGCUCGCCUUUGUGCUUUCAUUGUCGACCAUACUGACGGCCGCGGUCCAUCGACCGGAUUCACUACGCGGGUUGUCACGAUGGACCUUGGCUUUCAUCAUGAAGGGACCGAACGCUGGCUUCUGGAGACGCAAACGGCGUGGCGAGUCCGUGCCUCCUACACCCAUUGAAACCGGACCGAAUACCGAUACCCACUCAAAACCAUACGUUCUGUGA
This is a messenger RNA of Rhodofomes roseus, 1758 nucleotides long. RefSeq lists its product as uncharacterized. The record is from RefSeq and is a predicted model, not a curated record. Lineage: Eukaryota; Fungi; Basidiomycota; Agaricomycetes; Polyporales; Fomitopsidaceae. The transcript is spliced from 6 exons. The coding region runs from base 1 to 1758 and encodes 585 amino acids.